Molecule: messenger RNA, 2146 nt
Organism: Setaria italica (foxtail millet)
Lineage: Eukaryota; Viridiplantae; Streptophyta; Magnoliopsida; Poales; Poaceae
Product: laccase-4
Exons: 6
Coding region: 135-1883 (582 amino acids)
Biological process (GO): lignin catabolic process
Cellular component (GO): apoplast
Molecular function (GO): hydroquinone:oxygen oxidoreductase activity; copper ion binding
Source: RefSeq, a predicted model, not a curated record
CGCUUGUCCCAACACACCCACACAUUUGUUGCUCCUCUUCCAUCUCUUCGGUCGCCUCUAGAGCUCGAUCGAAAGCAACUUCAGAUAGCUAGCUGCUCCAUCGGUCAUCAGAGCCUAGAAGUUUGGCCAGGGCCAUGGCGAUGGCGAUCUCCUCCGCUCUUCGUCCGUGCUCCCUCCUCGUGGCGGCCCUGAUGCUCCUCGCCUCCAUCGUCGAAGUGCAAGGCAUCACGAGAUACUACGACUUCAAUGUGACAAUGGCGAACGUGACGCGGCUGUGCUCCAGCAAGAGCAUCGUCACGGUGAACGGGCAGUUCCCCGGCCCCGAGCUCGUCGCCAGGGAAGGCGACCGCGUCGUCGUCCGCGUCACCAACCACGCACAGCACAACGUCUCGCUGCACUGGCACGGCAUCCGGCAGCUGCGGACGGGGUGGGCGGACGGGCCGGCGUACAUCACGCAGUGCCCGAUCCAGACGGGGCAGAGCUACGUGUACAACUUCACCGUCGUCGGGCAGCGCGGCACCCUGUGGUGGCACGCGCACAUCUCCUGGCUCCGCGCCACCGUCUACGGGCCCAUCGUCAUCCUCCCCAAGCUCGGCGUGCCCUACCCGUUCCCGGCGCCCUACAAGGAGGUCCCCGUCAUCUUCGGUGAGUGGUGGCAGGCGGACACGGAGGUGGUGAUCAAGCAGGCGCUUCAGACCGGCGGUGGACCGAAUGUCUCUGACGCCCACACCAUCAACGGCCUCCCAGGACCGCUCUACAACUGCUCUGCCAAAGACACGUACAAGCUGAAGGUGAAGCCCGGGAAGACGUACAUGCUCCGCCUCAUCAACGCCGCGCUCAACGACGAGCUCUUCUUCUCCAUCGCCAACCACUCGCUCACCGUCGUCGAGGUCGACGCCGUCUACGUCAAGCCCUUCACUGUCGACACCCUGCUCAUCGCCCCGGGGCAGACCACCAACGUGCUCCUCACCGCCAAGCCCUUCUACCCCGGCGCCAACUACUACAUGUCCGCCGCGCCCUACUCCACCACCAGGCCGGGCACCUUCGACAACACCACCGUCGCCGGCAUCCUCGAGUACGAGUACCCCGACGCCCCUUCCUCCGCGCCGAGCUUCAACAAGGCUCUGCCGCUCUACAAGCCGACGCUGCCGGGGUUCAACGACACCGACUUCGUCGGCAACUUCACGGCAAAGCUCCGGAGCCUCGCGACCGCGCAGUACCCGGCGGCCGUGCCGAAGACGGUGGACAAGAAGUUCUUCUUCACCGUCGGGCUCGGCACGCACCCGUGCCCCGCCAACACGACGUGCCAGGGCCCCACGAACACGACGCAGUUCGCGGCGUCCGUGAACAACGUCUCCUUCGCGCUCCCGACCAGGGCGCUGCUGCACUCGCACUUCACCGGCCUGUCCAGCGGCGUCUACUCGUCGGACUUCCCCGUCGCGCCCCUGACGCCGUUCAACUACACGGGGACGCCGCCCAACAACACCAACGUGGCCAACGGGACCAAGCUGAUGGUGAUCCCGUACGGCACCAACGUGGAGCUGGUGAUGCAGGGCACCAGCAUCCUCGGCAUCGAGAGCCACCCGCUGCACCUCCACGGCUUCAACUUCUUCGUCGUCGGUCAAGGGUACGGCAACUACGACCCCGUCAACGACCCGGCCAAGUUCAACCUCGUCGACCCCGUCGAGCGGAACACCGUCGGCGUGCCGGCCGGCGGCUGGGUGGCCAUCCGCUUCCUCGCUGACAACCCCGGUGUCUGGUUCAUGCACUGCCAUUUGGAGGUGCACACGACGUGGGGCCUGAGGAUGGCAUGGCUGGUGCUCGACGGCAGCCUCCCGCACCAGAAGCUGCUCCCGCCACCGUCCGAUCUGCCCAAAUGCUGAUCACAGACUCGCUCCCUCCUGCCGACUGCUUCAAAAGGAAUUGUGAAUUAGACUUGAUCAGAAAUGUUGGAUUUUUUCUGUUUACUUUGUUCAUUGCGAAUUGCAAUUCUUCAAGACUUCCAUUUUAAUUAGUCCGUUCCUAGCUGACCUGGACUUUUUUGUAAUUCUUUUCUUCCAUUUGUUUACCACUUUGUAACGGCAAUGUUUUGGAACUUUUGAAUCAAUAAACGAUGAGUGACUUGCACCAAGUCCAAUAAAUUCCA